Molecule: messenger RNA, 969 nt
Organism: Leishmania mexicana MHOM/GT/2001/U1103
Lineage: Eukaryota; Euglenozoa; Kinetoplastea; Trypanosomatida; Trypanosomatidae
Exons: 1
Coding region: 1-969 (322 amino acids)
Cellular component (GO): catalytic step 2 spliceosome
Molecular function (GO): RNA binding; protein binding
Source: RefSeq, a predicted model, not a curated record
AUGGCGCUCACUGUAACCUCGUCAUCUGCUCCGUCAGGCGGGACGGAGGCUGUGUACUGGAAUCUGCACGGCCACUCCGAGGACGUCUUGUGUGCCGCAGCGCAUGGCCGCGUGUGCGCCACCGGUGACGUUGACGGGGCGGUGUUGCUGUGGCGCUUUGCUGGAACAGUGCCAGAGCACGUCUGCUGCAUGAACACGGGAGGGCCUGCAGUAAUAGACGCGGCGUGGAGUGGCGCCACCGCGCUGCUGGUUGCUCAAGGGGACGGGUGCACCACAGUCUGGGAUGUCGAGAAGGGUGCACGGCUGCGUACCAUCUCUAGGUACGCCGUCAAGGGUCGGUGUGCGUGGCCGGUGGUAAACUGCGUGGCGGCGACGGCACGAGACUCUUUUGUGUUUGGCGGCGAUGACGGGUACCUUGUCACAGCGGACAAGCGAAGCGACAAGGUCGUGGUGGGUGCACACAUCGCCGUUCCCCUCAUAAGCGCCACAACUCUCGGUUUCUCUCUAUUUGUCGGAGACGUGUGCGGGACGCUGCACUGGUUCGACACCCGGGCGGGGUCGAAGGAGAUGGAGCGCAUUGUCUGUGGCUCUGCCGGGAUCACCAGUAUCAUAGCAGACCCUCUGCAAGAUCGGGUGGUAACGUACUCCAUGAGUGGGACGGCGCAGGUGAUUGAUACGCAGCCCUUUGCGUUGUCAUCGUCGGAUCGCCUGCUGGGUGCGACGGAGCUGGGCGUGAACGAGCGCCAGGUCCUGUUGCGUGGGGCAUGGGUGCCGCGUUCUGAUACUGUAGUAAUGCCAAGCAGCAAAGGCAAUGUCGUAUCCGUCUCCGCGAAUGACGUUGUGGGAGGUGCUACGCGGACGGUGCACGCAGGCCGCACUGGGUCGGCGAUGAACGUAAGUGUGUGCGUGGACGAUGAGUACGUAGUCUGCGGCGGCGAUGGUGGCGAGGUGGCGGUGUACCAGUGGUAG